AUGGGCCAUCACGGGACGAUCCAUAUAUUCGCUGUCGAAGACUGCAAAAAGAACAAACAAUCGAGUUCAAAGUGGAGUUUCUCUCGAUUCCAAGUGCCGGUCGGCGCUCAUUGUAUUUGUGCCUUCGGCGCGGAUCCAAACUCUGUGAUCGUGAUCUGUGCGGACGGCAGUUAUUACAAAUUCUUAUUCAACUCGAAGGGCGAGUGCUCUCGGGAUGUGUUUCUCAAGUUUCUGGACAUGACUGACGAGGAAUCAAAUUAA
Molecule: messenger RNA, 261 nt
Organism: Medioppia subpectinata
Lineage: Eukaryota; Metazoa; Arthropoda; Arachnida; Sarcoptiformes; Oppiidae
Source: the annotation of a GenBank genome assembly